Molecule: messenger RNA, 1999 nt
Organism: Bicyclus anynana (squinting bush brown)
Lineage: Eukaryota; Metazoa; Arthropoda; Insecta; Lepidoptera; Nymphalidae
Product: UDP-glycosyltransferase UGT5
Exons: 5
Coding region: 254-1849 (531 amino acids)
Molecular function (GO): UDP-glycosyltransferase activity
Source: RefSeq, a predicted model, not a curated record
ACAGUCUGUGGUGUGACCGGCAGCGACGGGGCCUCCGGCCUUCGGCCUUGGGGCCUUGCCUCGUGUUAUCUGAUUCCAAAAGUAGACUGUAUUCAAAAGUACAGACUACAGAGUGCGUUCGAUGAACACGAUAUUAAGAGUAAUAGAUACUAAUUGUAUUAUUUGAAGUAAAAAAGUGUGUCUUAUUUCAUAAUAUCAUGAAAUUUAAAUAAAAAUAUAGCACCAAAAUAUACCAGACAAAAAGCAACCAAAAAUGUAUGUACAACUUUUGAAAAUGAUUGGGUUCACACUUUUGAUGCUAUUCUCUUUAACGCCAAAUUUUGCUGAAUCUGCAAAUAUUUUGUACAUAAUACCUUUCCCAUCUAUGUCUCAUUAUAUAUAUUUAAGGUCGAUUGGAUUAGAAUUAGCUAAAAGAGGGCACAAUGUGACAGUCAUAACGACACAUUUAGAACAAAAUCCACUGCCUAACUAUCAUCAAGUACAAGUGGUUAAAAGUAAUUUCUGGGAAUUAAUUGGUGGAGAAAAACCGAAUGUCUUUGAUAUGGCAGAUAUAUCUGCUGAAGAAUUUCAUAAAAAAAUACAUUGGCCAGGCAGCAUAGGUCUAAUAAAUGUAGUAUUGUCCUCACCUGAAGUAAAAGAGUUCUUAAAGAAAGACAAUACUUUUGAUUUAGUAAUUUGCGAACAAUUUUUUCUAGAAGCUUUGCAUGCAUUGUCGGCAAAAUACAAUGCUCCGUUGGCAAUUAUAUCCACAUUUGGGAACUGCAUGAAGCAUAAUUUUGCGACGGGUAAUCCGCUUCAGUUAGCUACAGUUACAGCGGAAUAUCUAGAUGUACAUAAUCCCACAAGUUUUUGGGGCAGAUUAAGGAACUUUUACUUCACCGUCUAUGAUUAUUUUUGGUGGAAAUAUUGGUAUCUUGGCAAACAAGAAGAGCUCGUUAAAAAGUAUUUCCCAGAGUUGGGCGAUAAUACCCCAAGCCUUUAUGAAUUGCAAAGGGAUGCUGCGUUAAUGUUGAUCAAUAGUCACUUCAGCUACGAUACUCCUUCUGCGCUGUUACCAAAUAUUGUAGAAAUUGGCGGAGUUCAUCUUACUUCCAAUAAUGCAAGUCUACCAGAAGAUUUGCAAAAGCUAUUAGAUGAUUCGAAAGACGGAGUAGUAUUCGUAAGCUUUGGAUCUAAUGUUAGAAGUUCUGAAUUACCAAAACAGAAAAAGGAUGCUUUUUUAAACGUAUUUAGAGGCCUAAAACAGACUGUUUUGUGGAAAUGGGAGGAAGAUAAUUUAGAAGGAAAACCAGAUAAUUUGGUCAUACGCAAAUGGCUACCUCAAAAAGAUAUUCUUGCGCAUCCUAAUAUCAAAGUAUUUAUUGGACACGGAGGUUUAAUAGGCUUGCAAGAAACAAUAUUUAAUGGAGUCCCUGUAGUCGGUAUUCCUAUAUAUGGCGAUCAAUACAACAAUUUGCUUCUAAUUGAAGAAGCUGGUGCCGGGAAACUUUUGAAAUAUCACAAAAUAAAUGAAGAAACUUUAUAUAAAACACUUAAUGAUAUCUUAAACGAUGAUUCUUAUAUGAAAAGUGCUAAAGAUAUGCAACGAAGAUGGAAAGACAGGCCAAUGAGUCCAAUGGAUACGGCUAUGUUUUGGUUAGAAUAUGUAAUUAGAAACAAAGGUGCUGAAUACAUGAAGAAUCCUGCGAGAAAUAUGAGUUGGUUUGCGUAUACCAUGGUGGAUGUAUAUGCAUUUAUUUUAGUUAUAUUCAUAACAGUAAUAGGGAGUUUUGUUAAAUUAUUAAUCACAGUCAAAAAAUAUUUAUCUAAACCUCAGAAAAAGGUAUCCACCAAGAAAAAACGGGCAUGAUUAUCUAAUGAAAUUAAUAUAUUUUUAUGAUGAGUUCAUAUAAAUAAAAUAUGUAUGUACAAAAAAUUUAAAAAGCAUGCAGAAAAUAAUACUAUUGCUUUCUUCUCUUGUCAAAUAUUUAUCAAAAUAAUAAAAAUAACGCAAAAAUAA